GACGGAGGGAGUAGUACUAUAUAUUAAUUCAACGCAGCUCCCCAGCCUCCAUACGUCCGUCUUAGAUGUACCAAAACCAGAAUAAAAACCAUUUAUGGUCAACUCCACUUCUUAUUCUUUCACAUUAUAAUUCAUAUCACCAACAAUAAUAAUCCCAACCACUCCCCUGCUUCCUCUGCUUCCUCUGUUACGUAACACCACAUUGAGAAGCAAGAUGAAAGAAACAUUAAUCCUUUUCAUCUGUAGCUUCUUCAUCUUUAACUUUCUCAUUCCCAACGUUGUUUCUCAAUCUGAUGACUCCUGUAACUCCAAUCUUAGCUCCAUCAACUCCCAGCUUCCUUUCGACACCACUUCUUUCAAUUGCAAUUCGGUUUGGGCUUCUCAAGGUUUCAUCCUCAGAUAUUCAAAAACAGGGCCAGGGGAAUGGAGCUUCGUUCUGUCGGCUCCGAAUUCAAAUUCAAAUGCUUACGUAGCGAUUGGGUUUUCGCCCAACGGGAAGAUGGUCGGGUCAAGUGCGAUUGUGGGAUGGGUCGGAUCGGACGGUUUGCCGAUCAUCAAACGGUAUUUCUUGGGAGGACAAUCGCCGGCGGAGGUGGUGGCUGAUCGGAGCAACUUACAGGUGGGGAACGCAUCCAAAGCUCUAACGUCGCCUUCUCGAAUCUAUCUAGCUUUCCAGUUGACCAACACCGAUCAGCCCACGAACCGGAUCAUCUACGCCGUCGGACCCUCCGGCCUACUCCCCUCCGGCCCGCCUAAUUUCCGUUUGGUUCAGCACUCUGAUUAUAUCUCCACUGUCCUGAAUUAUGCCACGGGUCAAACCCAAACAAAGGGGUCAAACACAGAUUCACUGAGAAGAAGCCAUGGGAUACUAGUGAUAAUAUCAUGGGGAAUCAUGAUGCAGAUAGGAGCUUUGGUGGCUCGAUACAUGAGGCAAUGGGAUCCCAUCUGGUUUUACUCCCACGCUGCCAUCCAAUCAUUGAGUUUCAUCCUUGGCGUGGCCGGUAUUAUUUGUGGUUUAGUCUUAAGCAAUCGUGUCAGCACCGAUGUGGACAAACACAAAGCCAUCGGCAUCGUCGUUCUUAUUAUUGGCUGCCUCCAGGUUUUAAUCACAUCUUUUAUAUUACACGCUGUCAAUAACUAGUAUUAUUGAAUGAUCGUUACAUUCUCCAUUUCAUAAAAAUUGUAUUUUUUCGUCACGAUAAAGUGGACUAUUGACUAUUAGGUAAUAGAAGGGAUAAUUUGGUUAUAGUGACACUGAUACGGAUGAAUGGUGAUUUUUGGUAGGUGAUUGCGCUAUUGGCCCGGCCAGGGAAAGAAUCCAAAGUGAGGAAAUAUUGGAAUUGGUAUCACCAGGGACUGGGAAGAGUAUUGAUCGUGUUGGCCGCGAUAAAUGUUUUUUACGGUAUCAGCAUCGGUAAAGGAGGCAGUAAAUGGAAUGCUGCUUAUGCGGUUCCUCUGGUUAUCAUUUUUAUUACUUCUAUUGUUUUAGAGUUGAGAGUGAGACUGAGAGACUAAUUUUGUUUGUGUGAUCUGUUAAAUAUUUUGUGGUUUCUAGAUAUCAUUACUUUUAUUAUUAACUUAUUUUAUUAUUUGGGUCAAUGUAAUUUUUUUAAAAUCUUUUUUGGGAGUAGGACAAUAAUCCACCAUUUCUUACACUACAUAGAUACAUUGUAACUCACUAUACAAGAUUGCUUGAUCUUAUGAUGUAUCCUUUUACUUUUUAGGUGAUCCAUAU
Oldenlandia corymbosa var. corymbosa is the source of this 1735-nucleotide messenger RNA. The record is from the annotation of a GenBank genome assembly. Lineage: Eukaryota; Viridiplantae; Streptophyta; Magnoliopsida; Gentianales; Rubiaceae.